This is a messenger RNA of Harmonia axyridis, 3898 nucleotides long. Its product is annotated as endoplasmic reticulum aminopeptidase 2-like. Lineage: Eukaryota; Metazoa; Arthropoda; Insecta; Coleoptera; Coccinellidae. The record is from RefSeq and is a predicted model, not a curated record. Gene Ontology annotation, biological process: peptide catabolic process; proteolysis. The transcript is spliced from 15 exons. Gene Ontology annotation, molecular function: metalloaminopeptidase activity; zinc ion binding; peptide binding. Gene Ontology annotation, cellular component: cytoplasm. The coding region runs from base 610 to 3801 and encodes 1063 amino acids.
AGAAAUGGAUGCAACCCAAGAUGAUGAAAAUUUUCAUGAAUUUCAUCGAUUUCUCGUUGCACAUCUCCCUCACCCCUUUUCCAGGCAUGCUAAUGCAACUCAGCUGUUCACAAAGUCACGCUCAACGCAUCAGCAGCAUAUGCGCUUGCGUCCAAGUUCAAAUCGAUAGUGUUUCACGUGUAGAGAGUAGGGUGUUUCAUUAUCCCUCUUGUGAAAAAUUUAUAUUGGCAAAUCCCUAUGAUGGGCUCUGAGGGGUGCAGAAUAGGGGGUGAGAUGCAGUUAGAUAUGUUCAAUGGAAAAUCAAUACAACUGCCCCAAACGGGAUGCCAGUGCAGUUUUUGAAUAGGGUGGUCUAGUGCGCUUCAAAAUUCAAAACAAAACGUUCCUUGUUGUUGAGUUGAAAGUGUGCUAUUGAAUCGUUCUUGAUUAAAACACCGAUAAAUUGUCAACAGGUACAAGUCACAUGGCUCGCAUGCUUUUUCAAUUGGGCUUGUUGACGACAAAAAUUUAGACCUGGUAGAUUAGAAUUUUAGCUAGUUAUUUACAUUUUCGUAAUUUGAAGCUAGAUCAGUUGCUAUGUAGAACCUAAGGACUCAAAGAGGAUAUAGGAUGCCUCAAGAUUCAUCGAAAGCCGAUUGCAUCCGGUUAGAGCCUCUUGGAAGAUUGAGGCAGACUCAAAACGGGAAUGUGAGAGGCACCGACCAAGCUAGGGACCAGUUGGUGAAAUUUUCCGUUGUAACUGGUGGAAACAGCGUCGAGGCGGUAGUCUGGAGGAGGGGAGUGAUGAGCGAUCAAGAUGUUGACGAUGUCGCAUUUCUUACAGGUACCAUAGUUAGCUCCAAAAUCACCCAUUCCAUAUCUCACUCACAGUCAUCCCCUCUGCUCAUAAAUAACCCCUGUGAUUCAGGAGCUGUUGCGAGAAGUGAUAGUCCGGAUGGUGUUAUCAAAAAGAGCUUGUAUGAGAAGAAUGGCGUGGCUUCAUGCUCCCACAACAGGGCCCUGUGCAUCGCCACUGUGGUGUUUGCCCUUCUGUUCACCAUCGCCGUCAUCAUCGCUUUCACAGGACCACAAAGUGAUUGCACCUGUGCAGGAGAGAAACCCCAGAAUUUUGUGGGUGAAGAGUGGAACGUGACUAAGAUAUUCGUGCCAAGGGCUACCAAUGGUCAAAUCUUUCCAUGGAACAAUAUCCGUCUUCCUACCAACGUCAAACCUUUCCGUUAUAACAUUACGAUCCAUCCAAAUCUAACCACUUUGGAAGUACAUGGACAUAUAACUAUAGAGAUUUAUGUGGAGAAAGAUACUAAUUUUAUAGUAUUAAAUAGUCAAAAUUUAACUAUAACAAAAUAUAUGGUCCAAGACAGAAAAGGGCAUAACUUGACUGUUACAAGAAUGUUAGAAUACACUGGAGCUCAACAAUUGUACCUUGAAAUUAGAGAAAAAUUCAAAAAGAGGCAUAAUUAUACUUUAUUCUUUAGAUACAACUCUAAAUUAAGUACUGAAUUUGAAGGUUUUUAUAUAUCAAGUUACAUGUCCAACGAAGGGGAAAGAAGAUAUCUUGCUACUACUCACUUCGAGCCAACUUAUGCUAGGGCAGCAUUUCCUUGUUUUGACGAGCCACAUUUCAAAGCAAGAUUCAGGAUGACAAUAUUGAGAGACAGGCACCAUAUUGCCCUGUUCAAUAUGCCCAUUCGAGAUACAGAAGAAGCUGGCUUUUACGUUGGAAAAGGAUUACUACAAGAUGACUUUCAAGAAUCAGUCGAAAUGAGUACAUAUUUAGUGGCUUUCAUCAUAUGUGACUACGACCAUAUCAGUAACACUACAAGAAAGGGGGUAUCUGUAUCUGUUUACACGCCCCCGCCUUAUAUUUCACAAGCCUCUUUUGCAUUGAGUACUGCUACUCACAUGAUGGACUUUUUCGAAGAUUUCUUUGGCAUACCAUAUCCUCUACCCAAACAAGAUUUUGCUGCUAUACCAGACUUUGCAACUGGGGCAAUGGAAAAUUGGGGUUUGAUCACAUUCAGAGAAACUGCCAUUUUAUAUGACUCUAUAGAAACAUCAACAUCUGCACAUCAAUGGAUAGCCGUUGUGAUCGCUCACGAACUAGCGCAUCAGUGGUUUGGAAACUUGGUUACUAUGAAAUGGUGGAAUGAUUUGUGGCUGAACGAAGGAUUUGCUAGCUUUUUGGAAUAUCUUGGGGUCGAUAGUCUGUUUCCCGAAUGGGAGAUGUUAGAUCAGUUCAUUCUGGAUAAAACACAGCCUGCUCUUGCACAAGAUGCUCUCUCUAGCAGUCAUCCCAUAUCUGUUCCGGUUGAUGAUCCUUCCGAAAUUAAAGCUAUUUUUGAUACAAUUUCUUAUAGUAAGGGAGCAUCAAUUUUACAUAUGUUGGGGAAUUUUCUACAAAUGGAUAUUUUACAAAGUAGUCUUAACGAUUAUUUGAAUAUCUACAAGUUCAAAACAGCAGAGACCAAAGAUUUUUGGAAUGUCUUCAGCAAAAAUACCAAUCAAUCUCUAGAAGUGAAGAACAUCAUGGACACUUGGACCAACCAAAUGGGAUUUCCUUUGAUAACGCUAAUCAGGGAAGGUAACGAAACAUUAGCAGUACAAGAAAGAUUUCUCUUAACAACUGAAAGCACAAACCAUACAAUCCGCUCUUUACCAAAAUCAAAAUAUGAUUAUAAAUGGUAUGUUCCCUUAACUUACUACACAGACAUGGAACCAGAGUUGACAAACAUGGUUUGGAUGAAUAUGUCGGAUGCUCGAUUCGAACUGAGUCCUAAUAUAAGAUGGUUAAAAGCAAACGUUAAUCAGACAGGCUUUUACAGAGUGAUGUACGAAGAAUCAAUGUGGCAAGAGCUGAUAAAGGUUCUGAAAACUAAUCAUACUCUGUUGAAUCCAGCAGAUAGAGCCAAUUUGAUAGAUGAUGCAUUCACUUUAUGCAGAGCUGGAUUAUUGAAUGCUAGUGUUCCGUUGGAGUUAUCAUCUUAUUUAGUCCACGAAAGGCAUUAUGUUCCUUGGGCAACAGCAAUAGAACACUUUCACGCAUGGAGUAGAAGGUUGUCAGAAGGAUUAUCAUACAAGCUCUUCCUUCAGCACAUGAGGAAACUUUUAACACCGAUAGUAGAACAUGUGGGAUGGAAAACAGGAGGAUCUCAUUUGGACAAAUUGAUGCGUUCGAACAUUCUUGCCACUGCAGUAAUGUACGGUUUGAACGAUACUGUAUCAAGAGCGAGAACGGAAUUUCAUAAAUGGAUGGAAGGUAACCAUUCUAUUCAUCCAGAUUUUAAAGAAGUCGUUUACUCAGCCGGGGUCAAAUAUGGAGGAUCUGCAGAAUGGCAGCAUUGUUGGAACGUUUAUAACUCUACUAACAUACCAAGUGAAAGGAGACUUAUGCUCAAAGCUUUAGGAGUGGCUUCGGAUCCUUGGAUUUUACAAAGAUAUCUACUGUUCUCUCUGGACAGGAAUAUGGUGAAAGUACAAGAUAUGAAGACAGUUUUAGCUGUUGUUGCCUCCAAUCCUGAAGGAAGACUUCUUGCUUGGAGACACCUUAAAGCAUAUUGGCCAACAAUGAAUUCCACAUUUGGUAAUGCUACCUUCAUGAUAGGAAGCCUCAUUUCAGCGGUUACUACUCAUUUGUCAACUCCAUAUGACUUGUCAGAGGUAACAACAUACUUCAAUGGAAUGAAUGUGGGUUCGGCAACAAGAGCACUGGAACAGAGUAUAGAAACUAUUAAACUCAAUGUUAAUUGGGUCAGAAACAAUGACGCAGAUAUCUAUAGAUGGUUGAGGAAUUAUUUAAAAUAGGAUGAAUUAAUUUAAUGAUGUAACUUAUUAUUUUCACCUUAUCAUCUCUCCAUGUUACUUGUCUAUUUUUAUAUAUGUAUAUAAUAAACGUGCCCUU